AUGUCUUCUCAGCCUCAUAGCCAAGAGAUCUGCAAGUAUGGAUCGCUAACAUAUUACGGCUACUGUGGCCUCGGUGGGGUUCUGAGUUGUGGAAUAACCCAUACAGCGAUUGUCCCCUUGGAUCUUGUUAAAUGUCGCAUCCAAGUUGAUCCAGCUAAGUAUAAAAAUAUCGGAACGGGCUUUCGCGUAACCCUUGCAAAUGAAGGUAUUCGGGGGCUUGGCUUGGGCUGGGCUCCUACUUUCUUUGGAUAUUCCAUGCAGGGGCUCGGGAAGUUUGGAUUUUAUGAGGAAAACGCAUACAUUUAUCGUUCACUGGUCUAUGGUUUAGCUAGUGCUAGUGCGGAGUUUUUUGCGGAUAUCAUGCUUAGUCCAAUGGAAGCUUUAAAGGUUCGUAUGCAAACUCAGCCUGGCUGGUGCCGAACUUUACGUGAAGGCCUUCCUCGAAUGAUGAGGGAAGAAGGCCUUUAUGGCUUUUACAAGAGCAUAGUUCCACUCUGGUCACGACAAAUACCUUACACUGUGAUGAAAUUUGUCUCCUUUGAGGCAAUUCUCAAGACUCUGUAUGACAGCUGGCCUCGUCCACGAGACGAGUGCUCUUUCCCUGAACAGUUAACUCUCACAUUUUCUGCCGGAUAUCUUGGUUAUUCCUUGAUUUACUUAUUUUUUAUUUUUUUAGCUGGUGUUCUCUGUGCAAUUGUCUCUCACCCUGCUGAUACACUUGUCUCUAAACUGAAUAAAGACCCUGACGCUCGCCUGGGUGACCUGGUCAAAAGACUCGGCUUCUUUGGCCUCUGGGGUGGCCUUGGCCCUCGUAUUAUUAUGAUUGGGACCCUAACUGGUCUUCAAUGGUUCAUCUAUGACGGAUUCAAGGUGGCAGUCGGUCUCCCUCGUCCUCCUCCUCUUCAGAUGCCGGAAUCACUGCGGCUCAAACUUGAGCAAAAGGAUGAUUAA
Messenger RNA from Protopolystoma xenopodis, 951 nucleotides. NCBI's taxonomy places the organism in Eukaryota, Metazoa, Platyhelminthes, Monogenea, Polystomatidea, Polystomatidae. The record is from the annotation of a GenBank genome assembly.